This is a messenger RNA of Rhodotorula graminis WP1, 1464 nucleotides long. RefSeq lists its product as uncharacterized. The record is from RefSeq and is a predicted model, not a curated record. Gene Ontology annotation, molecular function: transmembrane transporter activity. NCBI's taxonomy places the organism in Eukaryota, Fungi, Basidiomycota, Microbotryomycetes, Sporidiobolales, Sporidiobolaceae. Gene Ontology annotation, biological process: transmembrane transport. The transcript has 11 exons. The annotation marks the transcript as partial. Gene Ontology annotation, cellular component: membrane.
GUCGUCGACGAAGCCGCCGAGGCACGUCUGCGCCGGCGGUUCGACCUGCGGUUGCUGCCUGUCGUCGCCUUGAUCUACCUGUUCUGCUUCAUCGACCGCGCCAACAUCGGCAACGCCAAGAUUGCAGGUGCGCCUCGAGCCUCGUCUGCGACGUUGUGCGACCAGGUCGUGACAGUCUUCCCCUACGUCUCGUACACGGUGUUCGAGCUUCCUCUGCAACUCGUCACCAAGAAGAUCGGCCCCGGCAAGACGCUCCCGGCCCUCGCGUUCCUCUUCGGCCUCUUCUCGCUCUGCAUGGGCUUCGUCCAGAACUACGGUCAGGCCAUCGGCGUUCGCUUCCUCCUCGGCGUCGCGGAAUCGUGUAUUUUUCCUGGACUCGCCUUCUACCUCUCGCGCUUCUACCGCAAGGACGAGCUCGGCUUCCGCCUCUCGUGUUACCUGGUCUGUACACCCGCUGCAGGCGCGUGCGGCGGCCUGCUCGCGAGCGGCCUGCUCAAGAUCGGCUCGAUUGGCCAGUACCGGUCCUGGCGUGUUAUUUUCGUCUUCGAGGGCCUGAUAACGAUGGUGAUCGGCAUCGUCUCGUACUUCCUGAUGCCGGAUCGGCCUGAGGCGUGCAAGUGGCUCUCGGACGACGAGCGAGGCGCGCCCGCUCAUCCCCUUUCCUCUUCGCGCUCAACGAGCCUUACUGACUCGUAUACUCCUGCAGCUCUCGCCGAGGUGCGCAUCAAGAGCGAGAACGUCGGUCAAGCGCAGGCGGUCGACAAGCUCAGGACGCGGGCAGUCUUGCAGGGCAUCUUUGCCCCGUCCACGCUCGUCGUCGCAGUCGUCUUCCUCUUCAACAACAUCACCGUUCAGGGUGUCGGCUUCUUGUACCCGACGAUCGUCAAGACCAUCUACCCGAACGAGACGACGAUCAACCUGCAGCUGCGCACGGUCCCGCCCUACGUCGUCGGCGCGUUCGUCGUCCUCCUCACCGGCUACCUCUCGUUCAAGACCAAGAAGCGCGGCCUGUACCUCCUCAUCUGCGCACCGUUCGUCACCGUCGGCUACAUCCUCUACCUGUCUUCUAUGAACCCGCAGGUUCGCUACGCCGCCGCUUUCCUCGUCGCGACCGGCUCGUUCGCGUUCGGCGCCAUGACGACGACCUGGGCGGCCGCCAACGUGACCUCGGACAGCGCUCGAGCCUCUGCCAUCGGUACCGUCGUCAUGUUCGGCAACAUGGGCGGCCUCAUCUCGGCUUGGACCUUCCUGCCCAAGGACGGACCUCGCUACGUUCCGGGCAACGCGUUCAACCUCGCCGGCAGCGUCAUCAUGUUUGUCCUCACUGCGGGCCUGUGGGCCUGGCAGGUGCGCGAGAACCGGGCCAAGGAGAACGGGCGCGACGACCACUACCUCGUCGGCAAGACGGAGGAGGAGAUCCAGCUUCUCGGGACCAAGAACCCGCACUUCCGGUACAGCGUCUGA